Molecule: messenger RNA, 1944 nt
Organism: Hemicordylus capensis (graceful crag lizard)
Lineage: Eukaryota; Metazoa; Chordata; Lepidosauria; Squamata; Cordylidae
Gene: COIL
Product: coilin
Exons: 7
Coding region: 21-1820 (599 amino acids)
Biological process (GO): spliceosomal snRNP assembly
Cellular component (GO): Cajal body
Molecular function (GO): U1 snRNA binding; U2 snRNA binding
Source: RefSeq, a predicted model, not a curated record
GUGACGCGCCGUAGCUGUUGAUGUUCACUUCCGAGAUGGCGGCGGCCACCGAGGGCCCCGUGAGGUUGCGGCUGCUUUUCGACUAUCCACCCCCGGGAAGUCCGGCCUGCGGGUUGUGCUGGCUGCUCCUGGAGCCCAGCCAAGUGCGCCUGGUCACCGACCUGAUCAGCCUCAUCCGGGAUAAGUUUGGCUUCAGCCGCCGCGCCAAACUCAGUCUCUUCCUCGAGGGGGCGCUCCUGCCGCCCACCGAAAGCGCCCGCCUCGUGCGGGACAACGACUCCCUCCGAGUCAGGUUGGAAGAAGUUAUUGGAGAAGACAAUUAUGAGAAAACUGCUAAUGGUCACCUAUCAAAGAAAGAGAGAAAACGACACAGGCAGAAGUUGGAGGCAGAGGAAUCUGACAGUGCAGCAGAAGAGCACAGAAAGAGAAAAAAGAGUAAAGGGAAUGUUGAGCACCUUUCAAGUCAAGAAGAGGAUGUUGCAAACGUUCAGAAUCCUAAGAAACAUAAGAAAAGGGAAAAAUUAGUGAUUGAAAGAAACUAUACUGCAGAUAGUAAUGACAAUGCUUCUCAUUCCAAAAAGCUUAAAAAACAAGUUGACCGGGGAAAAGAGCGGGAGGUUGAGAGAACCAAAAAGAGGCAAAAAACAAGGACGUUUGAAACAAAAAAGACCAACAAGACUUUUCCUUUGAGUCUUAGCCAACCGAGUAUGGGGAAAAACUCAACAGCACAGGCCAGUACAAAGAAAAGUGGAACUUCAAGUGACUCCACCACUACGUCAUCUGACAGUGACCACAGUGUAACCAAUCUAAAGCAAAAACCCGCACAUAAAACUAAGGUGGCAGCAGAGCACACACACAAAUCACAACUGGAUUCUCUGGUAAAACUCACUUCUGCUGGUAAGCUUGCUACGAAACCUAAAGAUGGAAAUGCGCCAAGGAAAGCAAAAAGUAACAAGGCCAAGAGCCAGUCCUCUAGCUCAGAUACUGAUUCUAGUUCAGGGGAAGAAGAGGAGCAGAAAAUCAGUAGCCUGAAAAGUAAAUUGCUCUCUAAUAGCCGAGGAACUGCGACAGGCUUGACUUCAAAGCCCAAACCUCAAAUCUCUUCUUCUGAUUCUGAUAGUUCAGACUCUGAGACUUGCACUAUUAAGAAACCCAAGACAAACACUGCAUUCAAUCAGUCCUUGGGAGGAAAUGAUGGCAAACUGCCAGCUGCUACUUAUGGACAAACUGCAAGCCUUACCAAUGCUGCAAGGGGUCGUGGGAGAGGAGAAAAUGUCUUCUGGAGAGGGCCUAGGGUUCGUGGUUGUCGUGGCAUAUUCAGAGGCCGGGGAAGAGGAAGAGGAGAAAGUACCAACUUAUUCUAUAAUUACAAUGGUGAACACCAAAAACAACAACAGUUAAAUGAAGCAGCAACAAACACUUCAGUUAUUAUCCAGAAUCCAGUGGAGGCGCCGAAGAAGGAUUAUAGCACACUACCUCUGUUAGCUGCCCCUCCCCAAGUAGGAGAGAAAAUUGCCUUUAAGCUUCUGGAAUUAACUGAAAAUUACACUCCUGAAGUAUCUGAUUACAAGGAAGGGAAAAUUGUCAGUUGGAACCCCACAAACAAACAACUAGAACUUGAAAUUCUUUCUUUUUCAUCGAUGGCAAAAGAGCCGGGCAAGUUUGAUCUGGUUUACCAAUCUGCAGAUGGAGCUGAAACAAUAGAGUAUGCAGUAUCUCAGGAUAGAAAGAUAACUGAAAGCUGGGAUGCACUGAUUGAGCCAAGACUAAUAGUUGACCCUCCUAAUACUGAAUCAAGUAUUGGAAAUGGAAAUCCCUAGGCUGUGAACUUGUGUGUAGGAUGUAAAUUUUUGUGAGGUGCUUUCCUUUAGGUUCUGAAGAUAGUAUAUGCACAUUAUUGUUAGAGGUUUCUUUUUUUAAUAAAGCAUUUUUAAUUGAAAUGAG